Molecule: messenger RNA, 3273 nt
Organism: Tuber melanosporum (Perigord truffle)
Lineage: Eukaryota; Fungi; Ascomycota; Pezizomycetes; Pezizales; Tuberaceae
Exons: 5
Coding region: 34-3129 (1031 amino acids)
Biological process (GO): recombinational repair
Cellular component (GO): nucleus
Molecular function (GO): ATP binding; hydrolase activity; 3'-5' DNA helicase activity
Source: RefSeq, a predicted model, not a curated record
CUUUGGAUUUAUCUAUUCGGACAGCUUGAUGCCAUGUCUUUUAGGGCAUCACAGUUAGAUCUUGAGCCGAUACUUGCCGGACUGAACAAUGCCCAACGACUAGCUGUGACGAACCCGUCGUCUGUGGUACAGAUACUUGCCCCACCUGGUUCCGGUAAAACUAGAACACUAACCUCUCGCGCCGCAUGGCUACUAUGUCCUCCGCAGUCGCUGGACCCCCGAAAUGUCAUUGUGGCUACUUUCACCGUUAAAGCUGCCCGGGAGAUGAAGGAGCGGAUAUCGAAGCUCGUUGGGAACGGAGUGGAAGGUCGGCUGGUGCUGGGCACUUUCCAUUGUAUAGCUAGGAAGUACUUGGUAAAGUAUAGGCAUCUGGUAGACAUCAAGCCGGGGUGGGGAAUUGCGGAUUCCAGUGAUAGUUUGGGAAUUAGGAUAAUCAAACGGAGGAAAUCGCCAUUGGAUCCAAGCCAGGUUAGAUCUCGGAUAUCCUAUUUCAAAGCCCGAAAUAGCUCUCCGGUGGCAGAUGCCCUACCACCUCCUUCAACCGCAGGGACACAAUCUGCGCAGGCUAGAGUUAGGGACAUUCCUACUGAGGAUUUCGCUCAGAUUUUCGAGGACUACGAGGCGGCUUUGGGGGCGUCAAACUUACUCGACUAUGACGACCUGUUGCUUCGGUGUCUUGAGCUGCUUAGGCAUAACCUGGAAUGCGUUAGCAACGUAGAAGCAGUUCUUAUCGACGAGUUUCAGGAUACGAAUUUGGUCCAGUUUGAAUUAAUGAAGCUGCUUGCCUGGAAGCGUGAACGGAUUACAAUUGUUGGAGAUCCGGACCAGAGCAUAUAUGGGUUCCGAGCUGCAGAAAUCCGUAACCUGUCGAGGAUGGUUAGGGCUUAUCCACAGACACUUGUGGUUCACCUUGAGCAGAAUUAUAGGAGCUCUGCUAGUAUUUUGCUUGCUGCAUUGGAGGUGAUUGAGCAGGAUCAUGAUCGUCCGAAGAAACCCCUUACCCCCUCGCAUUCGGUGGGAACUAGGCCGGUCUUGAGAAGGAUUCCCAGCGCUUUUUUGGAAGCAAGUUGGAUAGUCUCAGAGAUUCAGAGGGUUCGAGCUAUGACUGGGGGUAUGGUGGAGCUUGGUGAUAUAGCUAUCCUCGUGCGGUCCGCGAAUUUAACGAGAAAUAUAGAGACGAGCUUUGUGAAAGCUGGAGUGGCAUACAAGAUGGUAGGAGGGUUGAGGUUUUACGAUCGCGUGGAGAUUAAAACUCUUCUAGACUAUCUGAGAAUAGUACAGAAUCCGGGUAAUAAUGAUGCGCUGACUAGGAUUGUUAAUACCCCUUCGAGGAAGGUUGGGGAUACAACGAUUAAAGCAUUACUUGAUGAGGCGGACAAACGAGCCAAGAGCGUGUGGGAAAUUAUCAGAACGGGGCUCGGUGGCAUCUGGAAAGAUGUGAGGAUCGCCAAAGCUGCCGAGAAGGGUCUGGGUGACUUUAUGGGUAUUAUCCUGUCCACCCAGAAGCAGCUUGAAGGGGAUGAACAAGGGAAAGGUCUGGUGGAUGUUGUGGAAUUCUUGAUGAGGAGAAUAGGCUAUGAAGACUACCUCAGAAGGAGCUAUCCCGAAGAUUUCGAUGCAAAGUGGUCUAACGUUAGCGAGCUCCUUUCACAAGCACAGGAGGUGGAGAGGUUGGAUGACGACGAGGAUACGCUUCCAGACAUUGAUGGGUUGCCGCAAAGUCAGGUUGAGCAGAGCAGGUUGCAGUUGGUGCUGGACCGCUUCUUGUCUAAUACGGCGCUGGCGAACGAGGUUAAGGGGGAUGAUGAGACGGUUAAGCAGGGACAGGUUACAAUUAGUACCAUUCAUGCUUCUAAAGGGUUGGAAUGGCCAAUAGUUUUUAUCCCGGCAGUCUACCAGGGCAGCAUUCCGCAUUCGAGGGCAGAUGAUACAGAUGAAGAGAGAAGAUUGCUCUAUGUUGCAAUGACUAGGGCACAGGCGCUUUUGUAUAUGUCAUGUGCUGUGAGGAAUUCUCAAGGAGACAAGACGAAACUCUCGCAAUUCCUCACGCAUCGCUCUUUAUAUCCUCUUCUUGACAGCCGUGGACCUACACUCGGGUUCUCUUCCGUCCAAUCUGUUAGCGGAAUUCUUGGCCGAGAGUGCCCUUCGGAGGUUCAUAUCCAAAUAGCUGUUGAUAAGAGUGGGGUUGCGUCCACCUUGGAUGACCAAUUUCCUGAUAGGGAUCCCUUAGAGUCUGAUAGUGAGGGUGACGACCUUGGUGAGGAUGGGGCACGGUUGAAGAGGAGGAGGUUACAGAGUGAGCAAGCUUCUUGCAAAAAAACAAAUAAACCUUUAGACGAAGGAUUCAGACCAGUUGUUUCUCGGGAGUGGCCUGCGGGGAGGAUGGAAAAACAACCACCUGGGGCAGUGGUAGGGUUUAGAAGUGCGGGUAGCCACAUGCAGGAGCUCAAGGAGACUCGGUUAAAUCAGGAGGCGGAUAGGGCUCGAGUUGAGAAGGAAGAACAAAGGCGGGGUCCCACGAUGGCCGAACCACCAAACAGAAGCGGUAACUUGAUCGAGGGAACUCCGGCUACCGCAGUGCGAUCGAAUAGCAGGCCGGCAGAUCAAGGGAGUCUGCACAGGUAUUUCGGGCAAAGGAUGCCAGAACCGGUGAGAAAGGUUGUUCCGCCUAAAGCACACACUGCGACGGAGGUCAUAAGGGACAAAUCUAUAAGGGAUAAGAGUCUUAAGGAACAAAUUGAAGCGCUACCUCAGCCCAAAUUCCCCGUCCGACCUGACCAUCACAGUGAUGUCAUGUUAUUGAGUUCUUCGCCUGCGCGUGCGCCGCCCAAGAGAAGGCGAGAGAAAGAAGAAAUCCCCUCCUCACCACCGGCGUUUUCCGUGCCGUUUUCUAGAUACUUAGAGUCAGCGGUAGCGGAGAGGUGCGUUGAGAUUGAAGAGACUACCAUCGCUGGAGCGUCGGCUGCAGUUAUACAUAACGCAGCAGGCUCAAGGAAUACAACUACGGUGACAAAUCCCAAUGCUGUAGCGAUGGCCGCGACAGCGACCACGGCCCCGAAGAGAAGAACUUUGGGCGUUCGACGGAGUAUGGGUGAUGGAUGGAGAAAUAGGGCGAGUGCUAACCGAUGAAAGGAAUUUGGGGGAUUGGUUUGUUUUUUUGUAUUUUUAUAUUCUGGCGUAAAUAAAUGGAAGGAGGAUUUAUUUGGAAGUGACAAAUAGCUGGGGCUUUGAAUACUAGAUGGGUUGUGCGUUGGUUGUUACGUACAUGGGAAG